This is a messenger RNA of Drosophila busckii, 3288 nucleotides long. RefSeq names its product hormone-sensitive lipase (gene Hsl). The record is from RefSeq and is a predicted model, not a curated record. Gene Ontology annotation, molecular function: triacylglycerol lipase activity; sterol ester esterase activity. The transcript has 4 exons. Gene Ontology annotation, cellular component: cytosol. Gene Ontology annotation, biological process: triglyceride catabolic process; cholesterol metabolic process. Bases 98 to 2710 code for a protein of 870 amino acids. NCBI's taxonomy places the organism in Eukaryota, Metazoa, Arthropoda, Insecta, Diptera, Drosophilidae.
UUUAUGUGAACUUUGCUUUUUGUUUUCUAAUUUACAUUAAAUAUUUUUGUAAACAAUGCAGUAGGACAAGCGCAAAGCGCUAUAAUAUUUUUCGAACAUGAUUGCGACAGUGCCUGCCGAGCUGGCUCACUUGGAGGAUAAUUUCAAAUUAUCAGCUGCUAGCCCAAAGCUUAAUGGUCAUGUGACGUCACCGACCAACACCAGCCCCACACCCGUCCCCCCUCCCUCCGACCUACAGCCCGCCUACAAGCAGCUCUACGAGAAUUGCCACGAACAUGCCGCCUAUUUUGUAAAGGACAACACCGAAUAUGGCCAGCGCUUGCAUGCAGCUCACAUUGCCUGGCAGGACUUUAUAGUGCUGGCAAAUCGCCUUGUACUCCAAAUUGAAUCAUUUGCACACGAAUACGAUUUGGAUGCCAGCACGCCGGGCAAUGGCUAUCGCAGCUUUAUUUAUGUGACCAACGCGUGCAUUACACAUGGACGCAACAUCUGCCAGCAGUUGCUGUCCACACGCGGCACACUUUUCUUUCGCAAGAAGUUCUACGUCAAGGAGGUGGAGGCCUGCUCGCAGCUGCUCUGCUCACUCUGCACCUGCCUGCAAUAUUUGCUCAUAUUGCGUCAAUGGUCGUCUGGCACAGGUGAUUUAUUUGCCAGCGGUCAGCAUACGGCGGAGCAGCUAUUUGAACUGGGCGACACUAUCAAUCAGUAUUGUUUCUAUGGACGCUGCUUGGGUUUCCAGUAUGGCGACUCCAUACGCGGAGUGCUGCGCUUUCUGGGCAUAGGUAUGGCCAGCUAUUCGGAGACGUACUAUUCACAGGCGGACAACGGCAGCAGCGCUUUAAUCAAGACCACACGCAGUCUAUGGUCCAGUGGCAAAUAUUUGAUGAACCCGGAACUACGCGCACGCCGCAUUGUUAACAUUUCGCAAAACGCAAAGAUAGAUUUCUGCAAAUCAUUUUGGUUUCUAGCCGAAUCGGAGUUAAUGCACAAGCUGCCCAGUAUUGUGGGCAGCGCCAUUAAGGUGAAUCGUCUAAUAGAGCUGCCCGCCGAGCCCUUGCAGCUACCAGCACGUAAACAGGCCGAUGCGGAAGCCCUGAAGCAAUUUGUGGACAUACCGGUGCCAAGCGCACAUCUUGGUCCUGGACUACCUGUGUCCGUGCGCCUGCUAAGCGCCAAGCGACGCGCUGGCAUGCUAGGUGAGGGACGCUAUCGCGCUUGGCGACGUCUACUGCAGCCUAGCAAAUGCAUUCUGUUUCACUGCCAUGGCGGUGGCUUUGUGGCACAAUCCUCCAAGUCGCAUGAGCUAUAUUUGCGUGACUGGGCUGUGGAACUGGAUGUGCCCAUACUCUCGGUGGACUAUAGUCUAGCGCCAGAGGCGCCGUUUCCACGCGCUUUAGAAGAAGUAUAUUAUGCUUACUGCUGGCUGCUGAACAAUGCGCAACACUUGGGCACUACGGCGGAGCGUGUUAUCUGUGCCGGCGACUCGGCGGGAGCUAAUCUCUGCAUUGGACUGGCUUUGAAGUGUAUUGAGCAGGGCGUGCGCAUACCAGACGGCUUGUUCUUGGCCUAUUGCCCCACUCUGGUCAGUUUUGUGCCCAGUCCGGCACGUCUGCUGUGUCUAAUGGAUCCGCUGCUGCCGUUUGGCUUUAUGAUGCGCUGCCUGCGCGCCUAUGCAGCACCCAGCAUGGAGACGCUAGCGGAGAAUGCUAAGCACCAGGAGCAGCUGGCGCAAGUGCGUCAGGCACAGUUAGAUGCGGAUCAGCAGCCAAUAAGUGUAAGCUCCAGUCGGCGCACAUCCGCAAAGAGCCCACUGAGUCCGCUUAAUCUGUCGCAGCAGGAUGAGGAGAGCUGCGAUACAUUUGCCAGUGCAUCGUACCACAGCCAAACAGUGGAGCGCACCGAUUUGCCCAGCAGUGAUGGAAGCGACAAUAGCGACUGCGUAUCCUUCGAGGACGAUUCGCAGCCCAUUGAGCAUUAUCCCGUCGAGAUAAGUGCUGAUGUUCCCAAAGAUAAUGCCUCGGCAGCUUAUAUAGACAACUUUCUGGACAAGUAUCUUAUAGAUACAGCUACGAUGGAGGCCACCGAGGAGAAUACAGUGCCGGCUCCUGAAGCCGAGCUAAUCAAUGGCCACGCCAAGUACAGCUCUGAGCAAAAUAUUUUGGUAGAAACUGGACGCGAUCUAGUGGCCAUAGAUACGCUGCCGGCACGUCUGCAGGAGGCGGUUAACAAUAUUAUCAAUCGUUGCACACAGUCCUAUGAAAUCCACGGCUCAGCAGCCGGCAGUGGACAGCAGGAUGUGCGCAACAUGGAUGCGCUUAUAGCGCGCAGUCCCAGCGAGGAAUUUGCCUUUGAUGUGCCCAAGGAUCCGUUCUUAUCACCCUACUGGGCCAGUGAUGAAUGGCUGUCACAGCUGCCAGAGACUAAAAUACUUACGCUUAAUAUGGAUCCUUGCCUUGAUGAUUGCGUCAUGUUUGCCAAGAAGCUAAAGCGCUUAGGUCGAGCGGUUAGCUUGGAAAUACUGGAAGGACUACCACACGGUUUUCUAAACUUUACUAUGUUGUCCAAUGAGGCUAUGGAAGGCUCCAAGCAUUGCAUAAAAUCGCUUAGAGCCUUACUGCAAACAACACAACAAAGCAACGACGGGAGCAUCGUUGACGAUGAGACAACAUCCACGCCCAGUGCAGGAUCUGUGGACUCAGUGCCGCAUUAAGCAACAAUUUUUAGUAGAUACAUAUAUUAAUAAUUUUAUACACUGUUUGUUAAAAGCAAGAUGGACUUGUUAUAUAUUGGGACACAUUACUUGCUUUUUGAUUUAUUUUUUGCAUCUCAAAUGUUUUUUAUACACGUUUUGUAUUACGGAUAUUAUAACACAGCUUUAUAUAUUUUUUGUAAACGCAUAUAUACACAUAUACUAUAUACAUAGAUGUAAACAUAUACCAAAUUAGGCUUAAGCCUCAAUAUGUUAAACUUGCCAAUUGUUCAAGUAUUAAGACCAUGCUGCAUGCUGUCUAAUUAUGGCUAAAUUAUGUAUUUAUGUAGGCUAACAACAUUUAUACUUACGCAGACUAUUGAAUAUGUGCCUGUUGUAAACAAGCAAGUACAAUGUACUUGCAAAAAUUAUGUUUAGUUUAAGCUUUAAAAGCCUAUUGACAAGCCUGCUGAAUGAGGCACAAACAUUAAGCUCGAAUCCCCUUUUUACAAAAGAGCAAAUGCUAUUUAUUUUAUUUGAAUAUGAAAACAAUCUCUUUAUGUCUACAAUACCCAGUGCUAUGUUAAAUAAUGAAAUUA